AUGGACACCGCCACCCAACCCCGGCGUCGACUGAAACCCGGUCAAGGAUACGCAGAAAGCGAAGGUAUGACGCUCUUUCUGGAGGUGGAUCGUGCGGAGGAAUGCGUAUUCCAACACACCCUGCCGGGGCUUGUCAAGGCACGGUACAUUAUCGAGCCGAGUUUCGCCAAUGAGCUCGUGAACAAAACGGGCGCUGCCAAAGUUGGCGCGCAGUUUAUUGUCACCAACGAGCAGAGAGAGUACAUCCUCGGUACCCACGUUGUUGACGUGGCCAAAGAGGGUGUCUACGUGAAAGGUGACAAUGUGCACGAAGUCACAUUCCGUGUUGACAGCGACAGCGCAGGGAAAUUGGAAGUCUGGGGUCUCGCCAAAAUCAAAGUCUCCGUUUUCGUGUGCGCUUCCGACAGAGACGAACAACGCCUGAAAACGAUAGACUACCGUGUCGAAAGCCUUAUCUUGGCCGCGGCGUUCAUCGGGGUCAAGGCCUGUCCCGGCUGUGAUGUGCACCUUAGGCAGGAAAUGCAAGGCUGA
Sporothrix schenckii 1099-18 is the source of this 531-nucleotide messenger RNA. RefSeq lists its product as uncharacterized. Bases 1 to 531 code for a protein of 176 amino acids. The transcript has a single exon. The record is from RefSeq and is a predicted model, not a curated record. Lineage: Eukaryota; Fungi; Ascomycota; Sordariomycetes; Ophiostomatales; Ophiostomataceae.